Molecule: messenger RNA, 1254 nt
Organism: Solanum pennellii
Lineage: Eukaryota; Viridiplantae; Streptophyta; Magnoliopsida; Solanales; Solanaceae
Product: 14-3-3 protein 1
Exons: 4
Coding region: 324-1073 (249 amino acids)
Biological process (GO): signal transduction
Cellular component (GO): cytoplasm
Source: RefSeq, a predicted model, not a curated record
CUUAUGACAGAAUCUUAAUACGCCAUUAAAGUACGAAAACUAUUUAUGGUGGUUAGAAAAUACGUAUAAUAAUUUAAAAUGUGUAAGGAUUUAUGUAUAAGAAACUACGAGAUCACUCCAAAAACGUCGAGCGUCCUCGUGGCGAGUGCACAAGUGGAGCUUACACUCGCGAGUGGGCGUUACAAAGAAAUUGUUUACUUCCCUUCUGCUAUAAAUUCCUCUCUUCGAAACUUUGAAAAGCGAAAAAAAAGGAAAAACUUCAAAACAGCAAAAGGAAAAAAGGGAAAAAAAAUAUCUCCGGCGGAAAUUACCGGCGAUUGACGAUGGCCUUGCCUGAAAAUUUAACCAGAGAGCAGUGUUUGUACUUGGCGAAGCUAGCUGAGCAAGCUGAACGAUAUGAGGAGAUGGUGAAGUUCAUGGACAAGCUCGUAAUCGGGUCGGGUUCAUCGGAGUUGACGGUGGAAGAGAGAAAUCUUCUUUCGGUGGCGUAUAAGAACGUUAUCGGUUCACUUCGAGCAGCGUGGAGGAUUGUAUCGUCAAUUGAGCAGAAGGAAGAAGGUAGGAAGAACGAUGAGCAUGUGGUUCUAGUGAAGGAUUACAGAUCUAAAGUUGAAUCUGAGCUUAGUGAUGUUUGUGCUGGAAUUCUGAAGAUUCUGGAUCAGUAUUUGAUUCCUUCAGCUUCUGCUGGUGAAUCGAAGGUGUUUUAUUUGAAGAUGAAAGGGGAUUAUUAUCGUUAUUUAGCUGAAUUCAAAGUUGGAAAUGAACGCAAGGAAGCUGCUGAGGAUACUAUGCUUGCCUACAAAGCUGCUCAGGACAUUGCUGUUGCGGAGCUUGCCCCAACACAUCCGAUACGACUUGGGUUAGCUCUCAACUUCUCGGUGUUCUACUAUGAGAUUCUGAAUGCAUCAGAAAAAGCAUGCAGCAUGGCUAAGCAGGCAUUUGAGGAAGCUAUUGCUGAACUGGACACUUUGGGUGAGGAAUCCUACAAGGAUAGCACACUUAUCAUGCAGUUGUUAAGGGACAAUCUCACGCUCUGGACUUCCGAUAUGCAGGAGCAGAUGGACGAGGCUUGACAUGAUACCGCUCCUCCAGGAGGGUGAGUUCAAAUGUCACAACAACAGUCUGUAAAAUCUACCUAUGCAAUUGAUAGCUUUUGUAAUUUUUGUAUCCCCUGCUUACUUUGAUGAUUUUCUUGUUCAAACUUCCGUUUGAUACUUCUUAUGAUUUUAAUUUUAUUUCUCUAGCUUCCCUUUU